AGGGAACAUGGGGAAUGUGUGCGAAUGAUUAGUAAGAAAUGAAAACGUUUUAACACAGAAGACAUCCCUAUCAGAAGAUAUCCCUACUUAAGCAGUAGUGUAUGCUCUGAUGUCAUCCUUUCUGUUGAGAGAUAACGCACGGGGCGAGUUUCUAGUUCAGAUCGUCGUCAACGACAGGAAGACCAACAAUGAGCGGAAACAGGUUUUUGGAUCGUUUGACCUCCGGGGAGACAAUCCUGGUGGCGGAGGGAUACAUGUGGGAAUUCGAUAGGCGUGGUUAUCUUCAACGUGGAAGCAAUGCACCUGAGGUAGUGGUGGAACAUCCGGAUCUUGUAAAAGCAAUGCACCAGGAAUUUGUACAUGCAGGAAGUGACGUUGUAUUAGCUUUCACAUAUUGUGCACACCGUGAGAAACUGAAAUCAAUCAACAGGGAAGAUGACGUUGAGAAACUGAAUCGCCAAGCGUUACAAAUAGCCAAGGAAGUGGCCAAGGAGACAGGUGCGCUCCUGGCUGGGGGGAUUUGCCACACACGGGUUUACGAUGAAAAGGAUCCUGUCGCCGUGGAGAAAUGUCGGCAGAUGUUUAAGGAAAUGAUUGAAUGGGCUGUUGAGGCAGGAGUUGAUUAUAUUACCGGGGAGACAUUUGACAUCCUGAGUGAGGCGUUGUUGGCAGUAGAUUGUAUUCAGAAGUAUGGCAAAGGUGUACCAGCCGUCAUUACAUUCGCCCCGUACUGUCCCGAUGAAACGGUAGAUGGCGUUCCAAUACCGGAAGCAUGUCGCCGAUUAGAGGAUGCUGGGGCGGCAGUAGUUGGGGUUAAUUGUGCACGUGGUCCUAAAACGAUGAUUCCUCUACUGAAAGAUAUCCGUAAAGCGUGCAAGGGACCGAUAGCCGCCCUACCUGUACCGUUCCGUUGUCAAGAUCAUUGCCGGACAUUCUAUUCAAUCAAAGAUGAAGAGACAGGGGAUUUUCUAUAUCCACGAAAUAUGGAAAGUGCCAGAUGCAAUUCGAAGGAUAUUAUUCAAUUUGCUAAAGAGGCAAAAGAAAUAGGUGUUCAGUAUUUAGGGUUAUGUUGUGGGAACACUGCUGGCCAGAUGAGGGAUCUGGCAGAGACGCUGGGACGAAAGCCUCCCGCCAGCCGCUACUCUAUGGAUAUGUCGCAGUCGGCCAUACAGGGAACAAAUGCUGACAAAAUUAGCCCAACAGCAAUGAAAACCCGCCUCUAUAUGUUUGGGAAAUCCGACUAUACUCAAAAGAACUAACAUAUAACGCACAUUUGUCGUGCUAUACAUCAGCAUGCUUAGUUUUUGUAAUAACUAUGUUUAAUCUCUGAGAAAGAUGUCAGGAAUACGAGGUUAAUAUUUUGCAGUGUAAACAUAUGAGAUUCAGUAUGGCUUUGUCUGUGUGGUGUGACAAUGCUUUUGGUUCCAUUCAUAUAGAAUGUCAACCAAUUCUUAUUUACCAUCAUCUCAUAAUAGUCGGAGUUAUACGGAAAUAAAUGAUGUUUAUUAUAAUA
Messenger RNA from Ostrea edulis (European flat oyster), 1513 nucleotides. Its product is annotated as betaine--homocysteine S-methyltransferase 1-like. NCBI's taxonomy places the organism in Eukaryota, Metazoa, Mollusca, Bivalvia, Ostreida, Ostreidae. The transcript is spliced from 7 exons. Bases 189 to 1259 code for a protein of 356 amino acids. The record is from RefSeq and is a predicted model, not a curated record. Gene Ontology annotation, molecular function: methyltransferase activity; zinc ion binding.